GACCCCAGACUGAGCAGGCCCAGCAGAAAUCUUUGCAGGCAGUGAUGUCAUGCACAGAGAGCCCCUCAGAGGGCGCUGUGGCUCACGCAGCCGAGCAGCGGUGGGAGAUACGGAAUGAGGGCCACGCAGAAGGGUUCUUUGCGGCAGCUUGCCAGCUGAGAGACCAGCACCAGCUUGUGGAUGUGACUGUGACCCUAGGCCAAAGGAACUACAAAACCCACGGUGCACUCCUUGCUGCAGUCAGCUCCAUGUUCCGGCAGCGUUUAGAGUGCAGGGUGCAAGGGGUGGUGGAGCUGGAUGGUGUGACCACACCACGUGGCUGGGAGGCCAUUGUGAAUUUUGCCUACACUGGGAUAUUGGAGGCCACGCCAGAGGUGGCUGAGGAAGUAUUAGAAGCAGCUGAAGCACUGGGCGUCCCUCGUGUGGCCAAUAUCUGCAAGGCAGUAUUGAUUGGGACAGACACAGAGGAUGGGCUGAGCCCAUCAGAAGAGAAAUGGGAGACUCUGCGGAGCCUUGAGGAGCUUUAUGAAGAAGGCAUUGGCUGGGACCUGGAGCUUACGGCUGAGGGAGAUACUUACCAAGUUCAUCGCCUGGCCUUGGCCUGUGGCUGCGAGUUCUUCUAUGGCAUGUUCACCAGUGGCAUGAGGGAAUCUCGUCAGGCGGAUGCCCCUCUCUGCACCCGUUUCACCUCUGCUGAUCUGGGUGUGGUCAUCUCCUUUGCAUACUCGGGAAUGCUGGCGGGCGGAUGGGAUGACCUCUUCGAUGCGGCACAAGCUGCGCUUCAGUACCAGGUCUCGGGGAUCUUGGAACUCUGCCUGGAUUUCUUCCAUCAAAAACUGAGCCCCGAAUCCAGCUUGGACAUCCUCUCCUUUGCCUGUGCCUAUGGCCUGCAUGAGUUGGAAAAGGCUGCCGAGAACUUUGUAUUAAGGAACUUUGUCCACGUCUGUGCCACACCCAAGUUCCUAGACCUCCCGGUCAACCAGCUGGUAGGCUUCCUAAGCUCUGAUGCCCUCUACAUCCUCAAUGAAUUAGAAGCCUUCCAGGGAGCCAUCCGCUGGCUGGACGCUGACCGAGCUGGACGGAUGGAUUACGCUGAGAAAAUCUUACGCUGCAUCAGGUUCCCCUUGAUGUCCACCCGGGAGCUCAAGCAAGUGCGUACGAUAGACAUGAUGGCUGCCCCAGGUCGACUCUAUAGCCUCAUGGUGGAAUCGUUGUCCAGCAUCCCGCCAGGCCCUUCCAAGAUGGAGCAACUUCCUUGUCGAGUGAGGUACCCGGAGAAGGUGAUUGUCAUUAGUGGAGGAGAUACCCUGGCAAAGAACAUGGCCACUCGCAGCCCCAGCCGGGAUUUCUGGUUCUCCCACCGCUUCCUCAACGGCAUCGGAUUGGUCAAACAAGUGGAGUGGCGCAGUCUCGGGGAGCUCCCAGAAGGGCCGCGUUUCCGGCACGCUGUGGCAGUCAAGGACAAUAUGAUGUACAUCUUUGGGGGAAAGCACUUCUACGGCAUCCGGGACACCAUGAGCUCAGUGUUCAGGUUCAAACCCCUCGGCGGCACCUGGGAGCGCCUGGCUGACAUGACCAGUUGCCGAAGCUACUUCCCCGCUGUCUUCCUGGAGGGGCUCUUCUACGCGCUGGGAGGCAGCUCCAACGACGCCUACUGCCUGGACACCGUGGAAGGCUAUGACCCCGAGAACAACACCUGGAGGCCCUGUGAGCCCCUGCCUGCUAUGCUCUGCGGCCACGCAGCCUGCGUCUUGGACGGAUCCAUCUACGUCUCCGGUGGAAGCGAUGGCUCAUGCCGCUGCCACACAACCCUGAUCCAAUAUCGCCCAAGGGCCCCUCCCAUCCCUCUGGCCACCAUGCGGGAAGAACGGGCGGGCCACGCCAUGGAAGCGCUGGGCGGGCGGCUCUACGUGGCAGGCGGCCUGCGCUGGCGGGACGGCCACGGCGGCUACGCCGACCAGCUGGCCUGUGAGGUGUACAGCCCAGGCCCAGACGUGUGGGUGGCCCUCAGUCCUCUGCCACAAGCCCACGUCAUCGCCGCCUCGGUUGUCCUGCAGGGGGAGCUCUACAUCCUGGGAGGUUACAGCCACAACACCUACCGCGACACCCACCUGAUUCACUGCUACAAUCCAAGCCACGACCGCUGGGUCAGCGUAGGGACGCUGCCUCAGCCUUAUGCUGACCUCAGGGCCUGCAUCUUGGACGUUCCUCCCUCACUCAGGAAGAAGCAGCCCUUGCUCCCAGACGCUCUCAAGAUGGAAACCCCUUAUCUCUCAGAAGAGUUGCACUACGAACACUCCUGA
Messenger RNA from Hemicordylus capensis (graceful crag lizard), 2303 nucleotides. RefSeq names its product kelch like family member 33 (gene KLHL33). The coding region runs from base 45 to 2303 and encodes 752 amino acids. Lineage: Eukaryota; Metazoa; Chordata; Lepidosauria; Squamata; Cordylidae. The transcript has 5 exons. Gene Ontology annotation, molecular function: protein binding. The record is from RefSeq and is a predicted model, not a curated record.